UCUCUCCUCUCUCUCUCUGUUCUCGCUCUCUGCUACCAUCUGCUUGGCCAAGCACACAUCAUACAGCAGACGGUGCUUCACGCACACAUACGUACACACGUGGUGCUCCAUCAUCCCCUCCGUCUUUGCGUCUCUCUCACUCUCUCUCUCUCUCUCUGUUCUCCUCUACCAUUAAUCAUUUAUUCUCUCGCUAUUCUCAUUAUGAAAGCUCAGGAUUAAAAAGGGGACUUCCUCAUCAUUCUUCUCUAUUCUUGGUCAGUCUUUGGUAGAUCAGGACUGAAGCAUGUUCGUUUCAGUGGCAGCAGUUCUUGGGGCGACCCUGGGAACCGUGUCUGGAGCACUCACACUCUGUGGCCUGUCAUUGCUCUGCAAGAACUGCAAGAAGAGCAAAUUUGAGGGGGAUGACAGCACCGACUCUGAGAGAGCAAGAGCCAGCAUCUUGCACACACUCACACAGUUCAGUGUGCAGAAAUCUACAGAACCUAUUCAGCCACAGACGUUGCUGAAAUUCCCCAAGAUCUACAAACCUAAACCAUCUGUCACAUCACCUGAGGUUAGGAACCAUAAUGAAAAUGCUGUGACCUCAGAGAAAGCUCUUGCUAAAUCUCCCAGCUGUGACCAAGGAACGGAAAAAGAUAAGGAGGUCACUGCUUACCCACGGCAAGAUUCCACAGAUGAGACCCCCUGUGCUGUCGAGCAAUCCAGUACAAUUACAAGCAGCAGCUCAGUGCUGCACCCUAAACUACAUUUCUCCCUUCGCCUGCACACUGAGAGCAGAGAGCUGCACAUUACCAUUAUAGAGGCUGAGCAAAUUAGCAUGGAGACUGGCAGUGAGGGCUAUGUGUCAGGGUGUGUGAGUGCAUUUGGAGAACAGAAGCUUGCCCAGACAGCAGUACGCAAACUAGCAUCAAGAGUGCAUUGGGGCGAGGCUAUGGUAUUCUCCCUGCCCAGUACAUGUAGUACAGAAAGCACUGAGAGCAUGGAAGGAGAGGUGGCACUGACCUUACACGUGUGCGACCGGUUCUCACGGAAUACAACUCUGGGCACUGUGAGGUUCAAACUGGCAGAUGUAGGCAUGAUGUCAGAUGCUGACUGCUGGGUCAACUUGCAGCCACCAAAACAGAUGGAAGUGCAUUCAACAGGGGAGCUUUUGUUGUCACUAAGCUACCUGCCGGCAGCAAAUAGGCUGGGGGUGGUGGUGAUGAAGGCUCGAGGACUGCAGUCUGAUAAACUUAAAGACACUAUAGACCUCUCAGUGAAGCUGACUCUGAAGCACCAGAGCACCAAGCUAAAGAAGAAGCAGACCCAACGUGUCAAGCACAAAAUCAAUCCGGUAUGGAAUGAAAUGAUGAUGCUAGAGCUCCCCAGAGAGCUACUGACCAAGUCCAGUUUAGACCUGGAGGUGCUGAACCAGGUGAGCCCUGGCACACUGCUCCCACUUGGGCGCUGUCAGCUCGGCAUCCAGUUCUCAGGCACUGGCCCUCAACACUGGCAACAGAUGCUGGAUAAUCCACGCAAACAGAUCGCCAUGUGGCAUCCUUUGCAUGCUUAAAUGCUAAUAAAAUGCUAACUACUGUACAUUAUGCAUAGUUAAAUGUUGUUUGUUAUUCUUCUGUGUAAUAAUAUGUGUCAUUAUAAUCUUUUAAAUUUUUAGGAUCAACAACUCAACUUAACCACAGGCUAACAUGUUACUGUCACUGAUACACUGAUUCUAUAGGGACAAUGAUUAACAGAUCAUUAUAAAAGGAUGAAUAUCCUACCAUAUAUAUACAAGUAUAUAAAGUAGCAUAUUUAGCCCUAGUGAUUGCAUUACAUUCCACAGCCAAAACAAAAUGAAGUCACUGGCUAUAUUUAAACCAAAACCUAGUAGUAGAUCUGGAUUAUUGUGGUUUCUUUAGCCAUUCAUCCAAUCUAUCGGAUGAAAGUUUUUUGUUCCAAGCAAAUAAACAAAUGGUCAGUUUUCAUCUGCAUAUGAACAGAUUUAAAGCUUUUGUGGAACUUGCUCAAAAGAGGACAGGGCACAUUAAAUACAACUGCAAUAAAACGACUCCCUGUCCCUUGGAGUCAAAUAUUAAGCAUACCAUCAUUCCUUGUAUAUGUAAUAACAACUGUAUUAAUGAUAAUAUGAAGCAACUUAUUAACACUUGAUAUAUUCUUGAUAUAUACUCUUUACUUAUUUUUGGAUAAAUUAAGCAGAUUGAUGUAUCAGUGUAGAAUUUUCUGUCUUGUAUAUAAACA
Molecule: messenger RNA, 2238 nt
Organism: Clarias gariepinus (North African catfish)
Lineage: Eukaryota; Metazoa; Chordata; Actinopteri; Siluriformes; Clariidae
Gene: syt13
Product: synaptotagmin XIII
Exons: 6
Coding region: 284-1552 (422 amino acids)
Biological process (GO): regulation of calcium ion-dependent exocytosis; cellular response to calcium ion; calcium-ion regulated exocytosis
Molecular function (GO): syntaxin binding; calcium-dependent phospholipid binding; calcium ion binding
Source: RefSeq, a predicted model, not a curated record